Astyanax mexicanus (Mexican tetra) is the source of this 3348-nucleotide messenger RNA. It is a transcript of the gene c1ql3a, whose product is annotated as complement component 1, q subcomponent-like 3a. NCBI's taxonomy places the organism in Eukaryota, Metazoa, Chordata, Actinopteri, Characiformes, Acestrorhamphidae. The record is from RefSeq and is a predicted model, not a curated record. Gene Ontology annotation, molecular function: protein binding. Bases 227 to 997 code for a protein of 256 amino acids. The transcript is spliced from 2 exons.
AAGUUCAGCAGGAGAAAAAAAGAGGAAGAGCGCGCGGCUGGGGCCCUGCCCAAACAGCCUCAUUAACAUUAACAACAAAGCAAAUUGGUGGUCUUUUUUUUCUUUCUUAAGGGGACCCUCAUCAACCAGCAAGAUUUCGCCCAAAAGCAGGCAGGAGGAGCGCCCCGCGCUGACCAGGCUCGUGGGCAGGAGGCGGCUGAUCGCGGCCGGGGUGCUCGGGGUGGUCAUGGUGCUGCUGCUGGUCGUGCUCAUCCCGGUGCUGGUCAGCUCCGCCGGCACGUCGGCGCACUACGAGAUGCUGGGCACGUGCAGGAUGGUGUGCGACCCCUACGGCACCAAGUCUCCCACCAGCACGGCCACGGCGGCGGACCCGGCGCGGGACGGCGGUCUCGUACAGUCGCUGCCCACCUUCAUCCAGGGGCCCAAAGGAGAGCCCGGGCGACCCGGGAAGGCGGGGCCCCGGGGCCCACCCGGAGAACCGGGACCACCCGGACCCGCCGGCCCGCCCGGAGAGAGGGGUGAACCGGGACGCCCCGGCUUACCCGGACCUCCGGGACCCAACGGCGCCGGAGCCAUCAGCGCGGCCACCUACAGCACCGUGCCAAAGAUCGCCUUUUACGCGGGACUGAAGAAGCAGCACGAGGGCUACGAGCUGCUCAAAUUCGACGACGUGGUCACCAACCUGGGCAACCACUACGACCCCGCCACGGGCAAGUUCACCUGCUCCAUCCCGGGGAUCUAUUUCUUCACCUACCAUGUGCUGAUGCGGGGCGGGGACGGAACCAGCAUGUGGGCAGACCUGUGCAAAAACAACCAGGUUCGUGCGAGCGCCAUCGCCCAGGAUGCAGAUCAGAACUACGACUACGCCAGUAACAGUGCGGUGCUGCACCUGGAGCCCGGGGACGAGGUCUAUAUCAAACUGGAUGGAGGAAAAGCUCACGGGGGAAACAACAACAAAUACAGCACCUUCUCUGGCUUUAUCAUCUACGCCGAUUAGGACAACACAGCCCCUUCUCCACCACCCCUAGAACUGCUCCAACCCCUGUCCUCCUCCUCCUUCCACUUGCCCCACCCACAACCCUCCAACCCCCACCUCAUUUUCCCUUUUAUAACCCCACCAGUUUCUGAGGCAAGUGACACACUCCCUCAUCCGCGCCAUUCUGGACCCCCAGAAGAAGUUGGUGAGGAUGUGUGCGUGCGGGGGGCAGCGCGCGAGAAGGCCGCCCUCCCCCGUGUCCUCCAAGUCUCAAUCCAGAACGAGCGAGAUCCAGUGAAGUGUUUAUUAUGAAGGACACGUGGAAGUGGAAGUGGAAGUCCAGCCAGCGAAAGGAAUGAGAAAAGAGCAGGACAAAAAAAAACAAAAAAUCAACAGGACAAUGUGCAUGCACACACACACAUGCCCGAGCGUGCGUACACACACACAAAAUAUUGCUCAAUGAAUCAGUAUUGCUCUCGCAGUCCCUCUGUGUCAAUCACCAAAGCGGUUUCUGUCGUCUCUGUAGCUGUAAAGGAAGUCUAAUCACCAUAAGAGACUUUUGAUAAAUAACAUGGAAAUAGAGACAAGCCCAGUAUGUGCAAUAAUGUUCAUUACCACAAAUGAACAAAUGGUUAUGAAUAUAAAUCCAAUACACGUUGCUUAUCAAGCUUUUUCAUCAUCCCAUCAGCUGCCAAAAGCUUGUGGAGUAGUCCAUAGGUUGUGAAUCAUGUAUGGUUCAAGUAUCAUAAUCAUAUAUCUCAAAUAGCCCUGUUGAAAUUAGUUAUUGAAAUUAUUAAUUAUAUGCACAGCAAGCCAGGAAAGUAAUCAGAACACUUAAUUGUAGAUAUUCAGUAUAUAUACAGCUCUGGAAAACAAAAUAAGAGACCACCUCAGUUUCUGAAUCAGUUCCUCUGAUGUUGCUAUUUAUAGGUAUAUGUUUAAGUAAAAUUAACAGGGUUGUCUAAUUUGUAAAGCACUUUAAAUGACCGUGUAUUGCCUUGUAUUGCCUUGCCUUGUUUUAUUCUUUAAACUACGGACAACAUUUCUCCCAAAUUACAAAUAAAUAUAUUCUCAUUUAGAAAUAUAUUCUCAUUUGUAGAAAAUGAGAAAUGGCUGAAAUAACAAAAAAAAAAACAAUACAGAGGUUUCAGACCUCAAAUAAGGCAAAGAAAACAAGUUCAUAUUCAUAAAGUUUUAAGAGUUCAGAAAUCAAUAUUUGAUGGAAUAACCCUGGUGUUUACAGUUUUCAUGCACCUCGGCAUGUUCUCCUCCACCAGCCUUACACACUGCUUUUGGAUAACUUUAUGCCACUCCUGGUGCAAAAAAGUCAAGCAGUUCAGCUUGGUUUGAUGGCUUGUGAUCAUCCAUCUUCCUCUUGAUUAUAUUCUAGAGGUUUUUUUUUUUAAAUCAAAGAAAUUUUUAAGUGGUCUCUUAUUUUUUUCCAGAGCUGUAUAUAAGAAGAUUUAUAUAUGUAAAUAUGUACACACACACAUCGUCAAAGAAAUGGUGACAGAAAUAGUUGAUCCCAGAAGGAAGUGUCAGAUUGCAAUGCUAUUCAAAAGGAAGAAAAACCAAGUUACCAGUAACAAUAAUAACAAGAAAUCAUCUUAUUUAUUCAUUUAUAUUUAUGGAGCUACAUGCUUUCGUAACACCGAAACAUGCCAGAUAUCCUAAUAGUGUCCUGCGAUAAUCCAUCUAUUAAUAUUCUCAUACAGGUCCUCACACAGAUUGUGCAGUAGGUGUGUUAUUAGAAGCACAUCUAAUAACAUUGGACACGUAUUUAGUCAGGGAUAGGCCUGGCAAGGCAGCUGGCGAUGCAAGGCAAGCUCUCCAGACAGCAGCAGUAAAUGGACGAGCAUUGUCCUGUUGGAACCUGCAGGACCUUAUUAACGUAACAAUGGGCUGCCAGAAUACCUGUAAAAAAGACCAAAGGUGAUCUGGCAUCAUACAAAAUUGCAGUUGCACUCCACCCUAAAACACCAAGCCUUCUGGACAUGUUACGCAUGACGACAAACCGACAAAAACUGUUUUGGUGCUGACCCCAGUGCUUCCACAUAUCAUUGCUGUCCAGUGAAAAACAUCUCCAAAAUGGGAACCUUCUUAAGUUCUAAAGGAAGUCAAUGUGGAGUCAAUUUCUAUUGGACCAUUAAUCAGUAUAUUUUUACACAGCAUAGAGGACAGUUUGUGUGUUUAAAUUAUGUAGUAAACUAAAAAUUGUCAGAAAUGGAAAUACUUGUUUUUCAUUGGACAGCGAGACACACCAAGGCACACCAAGGCAAAAGCUCCAUAUAGAUAGUCUGGUACGACUUCUCACCAAGUUUUGGUCCUGUUGGUUGAUUCCUUCUGGGUGCAACUAUUUAUUUGUAUAUUUU